Molecule: messenger RNA, 804 nt
Organism: Penicillium cataractarum
Lineage: Eukaryota; Fungi; Ascomycota; Eurotiomycetes; Eurotiales; Aspergillaceae
Product: Mpv17/PMP22 family protein
Exons: 4
Coding region: 1-804 (267 amino acids)
Cellular component (GO): cytoplasm; membrane
Source: RefSeq, a predicted model, not a curated record
AUGAUUACAUCUGCAAAGCGGAAAGUCCUUGAUGGACUGAAUAGAAGAUAUAUUUACGGUCGCGUGCCACUCCUGCACACGAUCAUUUUCCUCAUCGAAAUGGCGGUAGCUACGCGGAUCGCAACCAAAUUUAACACUUACUAUGCCGAGAAGCCGGGUAAGGCGUCAAUCCGUGGAGUCCCGAGGCCAAUCUCUGCUCGAAUGCUAAUCAAUCUGUGGUCGAUAGUUCUCACGACGAUGGUCACCAACGCUGUGCUUGGUGGCGUCGCGGAUACCGUUGCGCAGUUGAUUACUGCCUUCCGGGCUCGAAAUGCUCAACGAUCCCAUGAGAGUAACGACUUUAUCUCGAUAGAGAUUCAUGAUUUUGAUAAGGGGAGACCGCCCAUUAUUGGAGAGAUUGGGUCUGCGGCACACUCUCCGGCGCCGUUCGACUUUGAGCGUGUCACGAGGUUCAUGGCAUAUGGUUUCUUCAUGGCACCAGUCCAAUUCCAGUGGUUCGGCUUCUUGUCUCGGGCAUUCCCUCUCACCAAAGUGAACCCAAGUGUUCCGGUGUUCAAGCGGGUUGCUUUUGAUCAGUUGAUCUUUGCGCCCUUCGGUCUGGCGUGCUUCUUUACCUUUAUGACCAUCGCUGAAGGAGGAGGCAAGAGAGCCUUGACCCAGAAGUUCCGGGAUGUAUACUUGCCGACGUUGAAGGCCAACUUUGUCUUGUGGCCGGCAGUACAAAUCCUCAACUUCCGAGUCAUUCCCAUUCAGUUCCAAAUUGUGAGCUCCCCGUCCCUUCUAUUCAGUCACUUUCCAGACUAA